AUGCAGCUCUUUACAUACGUUGUGCUCGCUGUUGCCUUAGCAGGCUUCACGAUACUCAAGUUCAUCCAAUCGUUCAGAGAGAAGAACGACCCAUCAGGGCCCCCUGGUCCAACCCUUCUCCCCUAUAUCGGCCGCAUUCAUGACCUACCCAUCCAAUAUAUGUGGCUUAAGUUCAAAGAAUGGGCAGACAAGCACGGCAAGGGCGGCCUGUACAGAACGGAGAUGCUUGGAGCCAGGUUCAUCGUCGUGUCGGACGAGAAGAUCGCCGAAGAUCUUCUGGUCAAGCGGGCCAAGCACAACUCGGACCGGCCCAUGAUCCGCUCCCUCUUUGACUCCAAGAGCACACACGGGUCCAUGGAGUAUCUCCCUCUAAUGGGCAAGAACCAGUACUGGGCUCGCCAGCGCCGCUUUACGCAUGCCUACCUCACCGAGGCGACCAAUGCCCAAUACUACGGAAUCAUGAAUUUCGAGGCCAAGCGAUGGCUCUACCGCCUCAUCAAAGACCAGGAUGACUUCGCCUUCUCGCUCGAGGACAUGGCAUCUAAGGUCAUGUGCCAGCUGACCUGGGACGACACUUCCGAUAGUGCAGCUUUGACCAAGAGCGCGUGGGGGCUUCUCACACAGAUGUCGCCGGCCGGCCCCAUAACCAAUCUCCUCACCCCCUUGUGGCACCUGCCAUGGAUCCUCAACCCAUGGAAGAGGGCAGAGCGCAAACGCCACGACGAGCAACAAGCCUGGUGGAUGCAGAAGCUGUUGACGGUACGCGAGAAGAUGGCUAGGGGCCAGAUGCGCCCUUGCUGGACUAGGUCGUACCUCGAAAGCGAGAAGAAGUCCAACCUGUCCGGCGAUUACGAGGCGUCGUCCGUCAUUGGUAUGAUGGCGCUAGUUGGCAUCUUCACCGUCGCCGGUCCCUUAUACUAUUUCCUCGUAUCCAUGGUCUACCACCCAGAGUGGCAGGCUGAGGUGCAGAAGGAAGUCGACGAAGUAUGCGAAGGCCGCCUGCCCACACUCAACGACAUGCCCCGACUACCCAUUCUUCGCGCUUGUAUUAAGGAGACCAUGAGGUGGAAGCCCAACGUUCCCACUGGCGUGGCACACGAGACUGAGCAAGAUGAUGAGUACAAUGGCUUUUUCAUUCCCAAGGGAACUCGCAUCCUUCCAUUGGACUGGGCCUUCUUGCGCAACCCGAUCAAAUACCCUGACCCGGAGAACUUCAGGCCAGAACGCUGGUUGCAGCCAGGGUGGCCGACGUUCCAGGAGCCAUUGACACAGUUCCCCACACUCAAGGGCAUGACGUCCUUUGGCUGGGGCCAGCGCCAGUGUCUGGGCCAAUCGGUAACGCAGGACGAGCUCGUGGUUGCGUGCGGCGCUCUCGCUUGGUGUUUCAAUCUCAAGCACAAGGUCGACCCCAGGACAGGCCAGAAGAUCCACAUUCCGCUCGACAAGUCCAACUCACUGCUCAUAGUCAAACCCGACCCCUUCCAGAUGGCAUUCGAACCUCGCAGCGAAGAACGCAAGCAGCAGGCCAUUCGACUAUGGCGUGAAGCUGAGGCCAAAGAUCAGCAGCAGCGUGCUGACUUCCUCAAGGUAGCCGAGAUGCGUACGGCUGCAGAGGCGCAGCUGAACGAGAAGCUGGAGAAACAGCCACUCGUGCAGGUGUUAGAGGUCUAG
This is a messenger RNA of Lasiodiplodia theobromae, 1671 nucleotides long. RefSeq names its product Cytochrome p450. The coding region runs from base 1 to 1671 and encodes 556 amino acids. The record is from RefSeq and is a predicted model, not a curated record. Lineage: Eukaryota; Fungi; Ascomycota; Dothideomycetes; Botryosphaeriales; Botryosphaeriaceae. The transcript has 4 exons. Gene Ontology annotation, molecular function: heme binding; monooxygenase activity; oxidoreductase activity, acting on paired donors, with incorporation or reduction of molecular oxygen.